Messenger RNA from Lymnaea stagnalis (great pond snail), 321 nucleotides. The record is from the annotation of a GenBank genome assembly. NCBI's taxonomy places the organism in Eukaryota, Metazoa, Mollusca, Gastropoda, Lymnaeidae.
UUCUUAAAACUGUUGUGGAAAAAAGAUGACAGAGACGUGAAAGCUAGGCCACUCAUUAACAAUACUGUUAGCAGAAGAAUAAACAAAAUGAGUGAAGAUAUUGAAAAACAACUUGCUGAAAAGAUGAAAACAAGAAAAUUCUCAGUGCAAAUGGAUCAAUCAACUUUCAGAGACAGCGAGGCUGUAUUUGUAACUUACGUAAGAUCUAUUGAUAAAGGGCAUUUUGCUGGAAAAAUGAUGUUCUGUAAAUCAUUAGAAAGCAUCAGUACCGCCUGAGAUAUAUAUAAUAAGCUAAAAAAUUACUUAGAUGUCAAUAAUAUA